AUGAGAAAGUCCUUGACACUUGCAGCAAAACUAUCAUCUAUGUCAAAAUCUUAGGGUCAUUGUUAAUCAUUCUUAAGAAACAUUGAGAAAGAACCUGCCUCUCAAAUGCUGGUAGAAGAGUUGAAAUAAUUAGACUUAAGAAAUUUGGGUAUAUUAAACGUUCUUGACCCCUAUUAUUUCAAAAAAGAGGGGAUUACUAAGGUGGAAAUUGAAAGAACAGAAGAUUACAGAGUCGUGAUGUUUUGUCUUCCUAAAGGCACAAAGAUGUACUUGCAUGAUCAUCCAAACAUGGCUAUCUACUUCUAAUAGAUCUUUGGCACAAUGAAGAUAAGGUGUCUAGACAAGAUAAAUGAGAAAUUUUAAUACAAUGAAAUUUCUAAUGACGAACUCCUUGAAUUAACAAGUUCUUCAAAGAUCAUCUCAGCUAAAGUUUCCUUCAACUAAGUGAUGAAAGCCAGAGCCUCUUAAGUUAUACUCCCUAAUAGAUACAACUGUCAUGAGAUGAUUGCUUUGGAGAAUAGUUGCUUUAUUGAUUACCAGAUACCUGGCUACAGUGCUAUCUCAGCUAGCAGAAAAAUUUCAUAUUUUGAAGAGAUUAAACUUUAAAAUCUUCCCAAUCUCAGCAAAGCUGAUUUCGCUGAUAACACUCUUGAUUGCUCCAAUUCAGUUCCAGAAAAUUUCACUCUACUCAAAUACGAGGGAAAUUCUACCUAGCCUCCUAAUGAUUUCAUUAUAAACGAAGCACUUUUCAGAGGUGUCUAUCAAUGA
Stylonychia lemnae is the source of this 768-nucleotide messenger RNA. The record is from the annotation of a GenBank genome assembly. Lineage: Eukaryota; Ciliophora; Spirotrichea; Sporadotrichida; Oxytrichidae.